CCAAUUGUUUUCAACACAAAAUAAAAGAAAAUGUCUUUGAACUCUAACUACUACUGUUCGGUACUGAAAAUCUGCACCGAGACCCGAACCUUAGUCCAAGCAAAGAAAAUUCAUUGUCACAUUCUUAGAACCAUUGAAGACCCGGAAACAUUCUUACUGAACAAUCUCGUUAACGCUUACAGUAAACUAGGGGAUUUGAGGUAUGCACGGUACGUGUUCGACAAAAUUCCCCGACCAAAUCUCUUUUCAUGGAACACUAUUCUUUUCACUUAUUCAAAAUCUGGGAAUCUUUCAGAGAUGAAAGAUAUCUUCAACCGCAUGCCUAUGCGUGAUGGGGUUUCUUGGAAUUCGCUUAUUUCGGGUUACGCUUCUCGUGGUUUGGUAACUGAUACAGUGAAGGGUUAUAGUUCAAUGUUGAGGGAUGGAGCGGCUAAUUUGAAUAGGAUAACGUUUUCUACUAUGCUUAUAUUGUCGUCUAGUCAAGAGUGUUUUGAUUUGGGUAGACAGAUUCAUGGGCAGAUUGUGAAAUUUGGGUUCGGUUCUUAUGUGUUUGUGGGUUGUCCCUUGAUGGAUAUGUAUUCAAAAGCAGGGUGUGUUUACGAUGCGAAACGCGUUUUUGAUGAAACGCCAGAGAGGAAUGUGGUAAUGUAUAACACAAUGAUUACUGGGCUUUUGAGGGACGGUAUGGUGGAGGAUUCCAGGUGGUUGUUUCGUAGUAUGCAGGAAAAAGAUUCGAUUUCAUGGACAACUAUGAUCACAGGGUUGACUCAGAAUGGUUUAUAUAGAGAAGCUAUUGAUUUGUUCAGGGAGAUGAGGAUAGAAGGUUUGGCUAUGGAUCAGUUUACUUUUGGAAGUAUGUUGACGGGUUGUGGGGGUUUAAUGGCCCUGAAAGAAGGCAAGCAAGUUCAUGCCUUUAUAAUUAGAACAAAUCAUCAGGAUAAUGUUUUUGUAGGCAGUGCACUUGUCGACAUGUAUUGCAAGUGCAAAAUCAUAACAUCUGCAGAGACAGUUUUCAAGAGGAUGACUCGAAAGAAUGUUGUAUCCUGGACUGCACUGCUUGUAGGUUAUGGCCAGAAUGGGUACAGUGAAGAAGCUAUUAAAAUCUUUUGUGAUAUGCAAAGAAAGGGGAUAACUCCUGAUUAUUAUACUCUAGGAAGUGUAAUUAGGUCAUGUGCAAACCUAGCAAGCUUAGAAGAGGGUGCACAAUUUCAUGGCCAAGCCAUAGUUUCUGGCUUACUUUCUUUCACGACAGUUUCUAAUGCACUCAUUACUUUAUAUGGAAAAUGUGGAAGCAUAGAAGAUGCUGAUCGACUGUUCAAUGAGAUGAAUUUUAGGGAUGAAGUUUCAUGGACAGCAUUGGUAUCAGGGUAUGCGCAGUUUGGUAAAGCCAAUGCAACAAUUGAUUUGUUUCAAAAAAUGUUGGCCCAUGGUCUAAAACCUGAUGAAGUUACUUUUGUCGGUGUUCUAUCAGCUUGCAGUAGGGCAGGUGUAGUGGAAAAAGGGUAUCAGUACUUUGAGUCAAUGGUAAAAGAACAUGGAAUCACGCCAGUGAUUGAUCAUUAUACUUGCAUGAUCGACCUUCUUAGCCGAGCUGGAAGGUUAGAAGAAGCAAGAUGCUUUAUAAACAAAAUGCCUAUGCCUCCUGAUGCAAUCGGUUGGUCUACCUUACUUAGCUCGUGUAGACUUCGUGGUAACUUGGAAAUUGGGAAAUGGGCAGCUGCAUCCCUUCAGGAACUAGAGCCCCACAAUCCUGCAGGUUACAUCUUACUCUUGAGCAUAUAUGCUGCUAAAGGAAAAUGGGAUAAUGUGUCAGAAUUAAGGAGGGGAAUGAGAAAUAAAGGAGUGAGAAAGGAACCGGGAUGCAGUUGGAUCAAAUAUAAGGGAAAAGUUCACAUUUUCUCUGCAGAUGACCAGACAAGUCCAUUUUCAGAUCAGAUAUACGCUGAGCUUGAUGAGUUAAAUGACAAGAUGGUAAAGGAGGGUUAUGUACCAGAUUUGAGUUCUGUUCUUCAUGAUGUCGAGGAAUCUCAAAAAACAAAGAUGCUUAAUUACCACAGUGAGAGGCUUGCAAUUGCAUUUGGGUUGAUAUUUAUCCAUCCAAGGCUUCCCAUACGGAUAGUUAAAAAUCUUAGAGUCUGUGGGGAUUGCCAUAACGUGACUAAGAUUAUUUCUAAGAUCACUCAGAGAGAGAUACUAGUACGAGAUGCUGUCCGCUUCCAUUUGUUUAAAGAUGGAACAUGCUCAUGUGGUGAUUUCUGGUGAUGCAUCUUUCUGAGCCUAAAGCUGACAAUGAGGAGAUCGAACCUUUUGCCAACUAUUUCAAAGGACGAAAUCAAAGGAUCAUUCACAUAAAAAGGACAUAAUCUUGGAAGAUAUUAUCAAGAAGAUGCUUUGGAUGUUGAAAACAACGCUAAUUACACCAACAACUGUAUUUGUCAGAUCACCGGCCAAAUCCUGCCGUCCAAAGUCCACAAAUAUUGUCACAGAUCAUCUGGUUCUCCAACAAGCCGAGGCUAAUAUCUAUUGAAAUUUCUCAAAUAAGUUACAGCCUCGUUGUCAACUUUUUUAGUUCAUGUCCCCUUUGUUAAUUAGGAUUUUUGGGACCUCUGGAUAAAUCAAAACUUGGAAAGGCUUGUCCCUUUGACUGAAUGCUUCCAUUAAAUUUCUCUCUAUUGUGAAAUGGCGUUUCCAUUGCUUAAAACUUGCUUGUAUUCCUUUGAAAAAUCAA
This is a messenger RNA of Hibiscus syriacus, 2728 nucleotides long. RefSeq names its product putative pentatricopeptide repeat-containing protein At1g68930. Bases 31 to 2262 code for a protein of 743 amino acids. The transcript has a single exon. The record is from RefSeq and is a predicted model, not a curated record. Lineage: Eukaryota; Viridiplantae; Streptophyta; Magnoliopsida; Malvales; Malvaceae. Gene Ontology annotation, molecular function: RNA binding; protein binding; zinc ion binding. Gene Ontology annotation, biological process: RNA modification.